This is a messenger RNA of Cinara cedri, 3975 nucleotides long. The record is from the annotation of a GenBank genome assembly. Lineage: Eukaryota; Metazoa; Arthropoda; Insecta; Hemiptera; Aphididae.
CACGCUUUAUGUCAAAUAUAUUACCUACUUAUUGUUGAUUGUAAUAAUUGCAGUUUGUUUAGUAUAUUAUUGAUUAUCAAUAAUUAUUUAUUUUAACUUUGAUAUACAUUUCUUAUAUCAAAUAUUUACUUUUCUGAAUGAAUUUGGACUUUUGUUAUAAUUCUUGAUAAAGAAUAAUAACGUAUUUUCCGAGGUAAUUGAUAUUUAUUAAUUUGUAUAAUUUACUUAACUAACCUUGUUUGAUAUUUUUACCAUGUGACUUAGAUGUCAAGUAUUAUAUUAAUUAUUUAACCACUAUUUAAAUAUUCUAGAAUGGCACAAACUAGGCGUAUCCCAAUAUAUGGUUCACGACCACCUUGUGCAUAUCAAUCUCGUCUUGAUGAACAUAAUGCACAAUUGAAAGCAGCUCGAAAGGAGAGAUCAAAAAAAUAUAAUAAUCCAGAUGAUUUUGUAUGCUAUGAAGAUUCUGAUGAUGAAGAAAGUACAAUGUCAUUGAGUACUAUGUUAAAUUCUUCGUACAAUUUUGUUGACUAUGUAAGAAACAGAGAGUAUGGAAUGCGACAGUAUCAUUCAGUAAAUCAAAAUCAUGGUACCCGACAUAUCUUGACAAAUAAUUUAUUAAAAGAACAACUUAUACCAUUAGACACAAUGAAUAGAGUUUUUUGUUCACAGUGGCUUAGUAGUAAACAAAUUAUCUUUGGAACAAAAUGUAAUAAUGUAAGUAAAACCGGUGCAGUUUUCUUACAUUAAGCUUUUUAAUGUUUAAAUUAAAAUAAUUCUAAUGUUUUUCUUUUAUUAAUAACAUAAUAUAAUGAAUAGAUUCAAUUGAUAUUAGCCUACUUAUUUACUAUUAACUUAUUAAAGUAAUAGAUAUCUACAGCUAAACUAAUUUAUUUUUUAUUUAGUAAAUAUUAUUUAUUAAGUAAGUUUUUGUUUCAAUUAGUGUCUAAAAUUAAGGCAAAUGACAAAUGUAUGUGGUUCUCUGUUAAUCAUGACCUUGUUAACAUCAGUUGCGCCAAAUAGUAAUUGUAUUGACCCAUCAAAUUUUAGAAUUUUCACGCUGUCAAAAGACAAAAAAAAAGAGAAAAGUGACAUUACUUCAAUUUAAAAUAAGGAUAAUUUUUUAUCACUUAUCAAGUUCAAGUCUAUAACCCUGAGCCUGCAGUUCAAUCUCAUAUUAUUUUGUUUUGUGCUUCUUUGUUUUUUAUUAAUCUGCAAUCUUUUUAACUAAUCCAUUGAAAUCAUAUGUGCAUCAGAUCAUGUACUUACCACUUUAAUACCUAGGAUAUAUUUAAAUCACUUUUUCUAUUUUUAGUUAAUGGUUUAUAAUGUUAAUUCACACAAGCUGGACCAAAUACCAUUAAUUAAAGGACGUUAUGAUGAUUUAGAAAAUCAACUAACUGGUAUUCAUUCAAUAAAAAUAAACCCAUCUAGGUCGUUAUUAGCUACAGGUGCAUAUAAUUCAAAUGAAAUUGCUAUAUAUAGAUUGCCCACAUUAGAUCCAAUUGUUUUAGCCGAGGUAUAAUUGAAUUUUAACUUAUAUUUUUGUUUUAAAUUUUUUAUUUAUUUAAAUUAAUAUUUCAUUAGGGCGCUCACACAGAUUGGAUGUUUGACAUAGAAUGGUUGGAUAAUGAAUUUUUUGUCAGUGUAUCUCGCGACACCAAGCUUGCACUAUGGCAAAUUCAAAAUCAAUAUGAAGAACAGUAUGAUACUGUUGGUGAUUUUACACAACCAGUCACUCAGUUUCUUAGCCCAACAGUAAUAAAACGCUGUAAAACAGCAGAAAAAGUCAGUACAAUAUUAUUCAAUAAGAAUUUGAAAGAAUUGAUUGCAUUAUCAUUAAAUGGAUAUGUUCAUAUUUGGGAUGUUGAACGAUUUAAACAAGUGAUUAAAAAUUUAAUAUAUUUUACAUUAUUACUUACAAUAGUUCUAAUUUUUUUAAAUUCAUUGUUUUAAAAUUUUCAAAUAUUGAAAUGAAAUAAUAUUACUUUGGCCAUAAGUGAAUAAGUAAAUAUUUAUAUUCUUAACAAAAAACAUAUUUGGUUAAUAUGAUUAAUGUUAAAAAUAAAUAUAAAUAUUAAAUGAUAGAAAAUGUAAUGUUCAAUGUUAAUAUUGAGUUAUAUAUCAAAUGUGUAGAUUGUAGUAGAUCAAACAAUGUAGGCACCUGUUAAACAAACAGCUCACACAAAUUCAUCCCUUAACAAUCAGUAUUUUUGUUGACAAAACUGAACUUUUUAACUUUUAUUUUGAAAAGUUUGUUAAUGUUUUUUUUGUGGACAUUUAAACUAAAAAUACUAAUUUUUCAGUAAUAAUUAAGCUUGGUUAGCAAGCGCCUCACAGGUGUAUACGAGGCAAAUAUUUUGCAAAUGUAUCUGCUGAUGCAAAAAUUCAGAAUUAUAGAAUACAUUUAACAAUACUGAAAAUAUGACAUUAAUUUAAAAUAUGUAUUUUAUAAACUUUUUAGUUUAAUAAUAAAUAAUUUCCAAUUUUGUAUUAUAUUGAUAUAUAUUUUAUAUUCUGAUUGGAGCGAAGAAGCUUAUGGUUUUAUAAUAUUUUUUUUUUCCGAGAAUAACUUUUCUACCAGAAAUCUUGCUCCAAUUUUUAUGUGUAGCACCUUUUCUGAAAGGAAAUCAGAUUGGAGAGGUAUUUAAGAGAAGAUAUUUUUGAUUUUUCAAGAGUUUUCUUCAUAAAUGGAAAAACACUAUUAACUGAACUUUACUCAGAAUCGGUUUUUCUUUAAAAAUUGUUUAUCAUUGCCCACAGAUAUACAUUAAAUUUCUCCUCUACUACCCCCCCAACUUCUGACCUACAACAGUAGCCACACCCAUAUUUAAAGUAUGUGAGUCUAUUUUCAUUAUCCAUUUUACUUUAUAGAAAUUUUCAAGAAGAUUAUCUUGUCAAGAUAAUGUUUGCAUGGCAAUGAAAAGUGACAGUAGUUUAUAUACUAUAGGAUGUCGUUCAUUUACAAUGCUAUUUGAUUCGAGAAUGUUGCAUAUCACUAAAAAGAUUCCUGCAAAAUAUAGUGGAUGUGGUUUGUAUAUUUUAAUGUUUUAAACAUUAUUUUUCAUAAUAAGUAUAUUUAUUUAAAUUUCAAACAUCUUAAAUUAAUCUGCAAAUCUAUAAUUUAAUUUAAUACAGUAGUGUUUUUUUUUUUUUUUUUUUUUUUGUUUAUUUGUAUAAUUUAAAAUGAGAAAUUAAUUUUUUUAAAUAAGAUAAGCUGUGCUUUACAAAAUAAUGGUAAUAUUUAUAAACCAGUUUGUUGCUGGGAUUGUAGGAUUUGUGGGGUACCUCUUUAUAGUGUAAACUGAAUAUAGUACCAUGUCUACUUUACUAUGAUAUGAUUCAAUAUUGUUCAAUAAUCAUUCAAUAGCUUGGCUAUAAAUACUUUUCCUAAUAUUAAUGGUUAUUAAAACUAUUGAGUUACAAUUUAAAUUUUUGUUAAAUUUAAAAAUAAAAAAACAUCUUAUAGAAAUUAAAUAAUUCUAUUUUAAUUAAUUUUAUUAUUUUAGGAAUAAGAUCUUUAAGUUUUCAAGAUAAUAUAAUCACAAUUGGAACAGGUAUUGGUGUUUUAAUGUUCUAUGAUGUACGGGCUGAAAAAUAUUUAGAGACAUCUAGUAUUAACACAAAUAAAGCAGUUGUAUUAAAAACAAGUCAAGGUUAUGUUGUGAGUGCUGUAAUUUGUACACUUGGUAUGCACUUGUUAUCAUAUUACUUUAUUUAAUAUUAAAUUUUUAGCAUCCCGAUCAAGAUAUUGGUAUUAUGGAAGGAAAUUUUCAACAUGUGAAAUAUACACCAGCCAUUUAUACACAUUGCUAUGACUACUCAGGGACAAGAUUAUUUUCCGGAGGAGGACCAUUGUCAACUGAUUUAUCUGGGAAUUAUGCUGGCUUAUGGCAAUAAUAUUAUUGAAAUGUAUUAUUUAAAUCUAGUUAGAAUUAUUUUCAUACUAAAUUUCAUACUAUACUUACAUGGAAU